Molecule: messenger RNA, 1641 nt
Organism: Eucalyptus grandis
Lineage: Eukaryota; Viridiplantae; Streptophyta; Magnoliopsida; Myrtales; Myrtaceae
Product: transcription initiation factor TFIID subunit 4b-like
Exons: 5
Coding region: 669-1391 (240 amino acids)
Biological process (GO): transcription initiation at RNA polymerase II promoter
Cellular component (GO): transcription factor TFIID complex
Molecular function (GO): DNA binding; RNA polymerase II general transcription initiation factor activity
Source: RefSeq, a predicted model, not a curated record
AAAGACGCGCUCAUUCGCUCGCAGCCUUCCCUCGCCACCGUUGCCGAACUGACGAACCGCGGAGACGCCGCACCGGCGCAACCCUCCGCCGCCUUCGCCGCCCGCCUUCGCCGCCUUCGCCGCCUUCGCCGCCGUUGGUCCUGAGGUACCAAUCCGGCGGUCUCUCCCUUUCUUUCUCGUGCCCUAACCGGCCGAUUCCCUGUUCAUAUCAAGAGCGCGCGCGCGGGGGCGUUGGAACCGGGGGAGCCUCUGGAUUUGAGUCUUGGCGUAAUUCGGUUGAAUCGCAAUGUUUGGAGCUCCUCUUAAUGCCCUUGAAUCAAGAGUAGAUGGAGCUGGGUGCUGCUUUUGCUGGUGAUCAAUGAUCGGGCAAGGAAUGGAGUUUCGCCCGUUUCUAUUGAGAAGCCCAAUGUCAGGUUUUGCUGGGUUUCUUCCUCGGGCGAUCCGAUAGCUUGUUCACAGGAACAUCCCUGAGGCACAUACCGUCGUCACAUUGAUCUGUGGCAAUAGCUUUUUGGUUUGUUCUCUCUGCUGAAUUUGAGGUCAUAACGAGGGGAGAUGCUUUCAACUGCCUAGUACUCAACCUCAAUCUAAGCAUAAAACGUUGAGGUGAUUUGGUUCAACAGUCAUUGAUUUUGGGUGAACGAUUGAACCGGGGACUGCUGGAUGCUAUGGAUCUUUCCAUAAUGAAGCUUCUGGAAGAAGAUGAGGAUGAAACCAUGCACUCAGGGGCUGACGUGGAGGCUUUCCAGGCUGCCCUUAAUCGCGAUAUUGGGGGUGAUGCAUCAACUUCUCGACCAUCAUCAUCUCAUAAAGGUGUCUCUCAAGGAGACAACCAUAUGCCCAGCCAAUCAUAUCCUGGAUGGCAACCUACUAGCCAGGCUGAAAUUGCAAAUUCUCAGAUUCAACAAGAACAAAAAAAUGCAGAACAUCAGGAACAGAUGUUGGCACAGAUGCAACGGCAACAAGGUGACUCUCUUGCUGAUCCCCAACAAAAUAAAACUUUGGAGGAAGUCAAUCACCAGCAUUUGAAGCAGAAACAAGUGCAAGAUGGUCAUCAACUAGAGCAGGGAGAACAAAAUUCUCUUCAGAUUAAACAAUCUCCUGGCAUGCCAGUGUCAGAAAACAAUUCCCUUCCCGUGAGUGAGCCAGGUAGAGUGCAGACACUAGACAGUGAAUCUCAGUACUUGAAGUUACAGCAAAUGAGCAAUCAACAGGCAACGAUCCCUGGGCAAGCACCAAAUAAAGCAAAUUGCAUUAAACAAGUUCCAUUUGCAUUAUUGCUCCCUGUGAUUCUUCCCCAGCUUGAUAAAGAUAGAGCCAUGCAACUGCAAACUCUUUUUUUUUUUUUGGUGACCCAGGGAACCCCUGUGCGCUGCUUCGCGGCGGGGUAAACCCUGGGGAGGCACGUGGUGAAACCACCACCCACGCACCCCGGGUAAAUCGCGCAAUUGCGUCCCCCGGGAAUCGAACCUCUCCCCUUGCGUUAGGGGGAGAGGUCCGCCACCAGCGAGGCCACCGCACGGGUGGUUUGCAACUGCAAACUCUUUAUGCCAAACUGAAGGUAAAAUUUUGGUACAGCUCUUUUGAAUUCUUCACUUGUCAAGGAAAUUUCAAUGAGGUUGUUAGUCAUUCUGUUGUUUG